GCCGCCGGCAGCAGGCUAGCCAUGGCGAUGGGCGGAGGCGGCGGCGGCGGACGGGAGCAGGCGGAGUCCGUGCUGUUCCGGCGCGGCACCGGCCAGAGUGAUGAUUCUGACAUAUGGGAUGAUACAGCAUUGAUAAAAGCUUACGAUAAAGCUGUGGCUUCAUUUAAGCUUGCUUUAAAGAAUGGUGAUAUUUCUGAAUCUUCAGAUAAACCAAAAAACACACCUAAAAGAAAACCUAAGAAGAAUAAAGGCCAGAAGAAGAAUGCUACAACUCCUUCGAAACAGUGGAAAGUUGGUGAUAAAUGUACUGCCGUUUGGUCCGAGGAUGGCUGCGUUUACCCAGCUACCAUCGCCUCCAUUGAUUUCAAGAGGGAGACCUGUGUUGUGGUUUACACUGGCUAUGGAAACAGAGAGGAACAGAAUCUGUCUGAUCUCCUAACCCCCACCUGUGACGUUGCACCCCCUGCAGAACAGAAUGCCACGGAGAAUGAAAAUGAAAGUCAAAUUUCAACAGAUGAAAGUGAGAACUCCUCCAGAUCUCCUGGAAAUAAACCCAAUCACAUCAAGUCAAAAGCUGCUCCAUGGAACGCGUUUCUUCCUCCACCACCCCCCAUGCCAGGGCCAGGGCCAGGGCUGGGGCCACGACCAGGACCAGGAAAGCCAGGUAUGAAGUUCAGUGGUCCCCCGCCACCUCCACUGCCACCACACUUCCUCUCCUGCUGGAUGCCUCCACUUCCUUCUGGACCACCACUAAUUCCCCCACCACCUCCCAUAUGUCCUGAGUCUUUUGAGGAUGCUGAGGCACUGGGCAGUAUGUUGAUCUCGUGGUAUAUGAGCGGCUAUCACACUGGUUACUAUAUGGGUUUCAAACAAAAUCAAAAAGAAGGAAGGUCUUCCCAUUUCAAUUAAAGAGAAGAGUUCUCCCCCAAGGAGGAUGGCAGCAAGGCGCACCUGGGUGAUGGGAGCAAGCAUGCCUCCUCUUCAGUGCACGAUCGUCUGCAUUCCUCUCAUUGUAUGUGACUCACGCUUAAGUGACCAGUCAGGUAUUUCCAGGGCAUAAUGUCUUGGAGUGACUGAACGGUGGAAAUGUGAAUUAUUCAGGAGCUCAGGGUCGCAUGUAGUGCAGAAGACUCCCAUCUGUCAAAAUCACGGUUGAGCACAUUUGUACAUUGUAACUUUGUUAGUACAUUGAGUUUUUUUUAAUACAUUUAAAAAAUAAAUGAUAAUUUUUUA
Messenger RNA from Sorex fumeus (smoky shrew), 1233 nucleotides. RefSeq names its product survival motor neuron protein-like. Gene Ontology annotation, cellular component: cytoplasm; nucleus; precatalytic spliceosome. The transcript is spliced from 9 exons. Gene Ontology annotation, biological process: regulation of alternative mRNA splicing, via spliceosome; mRNA processing. NCBI's taxonomy places the organism in Eukaryota, Metazoa, Chordata, Mammalia, Eulipotyphla, Soricidae. Bases 22 to 909 code for a protein of 295 amino acids. Gene Ontology annotation, molecular function: RNA binding. The record is from RefSeq and is a predicted model, not a curated record.